UUAAACGACGUUACACACGGAGGAAACAGGAACACACGGGUCUGUCUCCGGCUGUUUAUGGCACAAAUCACGGCUGUAUUCUGCCGGAGACCGAGUAAGAAAAUCCUCCAGGACAGUAGCGGGGAUUCAUCACUUUUAAGGCCGGGGACUGGAGCUUCGACUGCCGGGGGGAGACGCUUACUCACGGGGUGUUAGUUGGACCGGACCGGAGCGAGACGAGAAGAAGAGAAGCAGGGUGGACAGGUGGACAGAUGGAGACCCCAGCGUGAACAACGAUCUCAAGCGAAGUUAAACACAGCUCGGCUUGGCUAAGCUAAGCUACGAGACCUCCAGAACCAUGGCUGGGACGCUGUUAAAUUUAUCCUCCAACAGGCGCAUCAUCGCGGGCCUGCUGGUCAACCUGCUGUCCUCCAUCUGCAUAGUUUUUAUCAACAAGUGGAUCUACGUACACUACGGCUUCCCCAACAUGACGCUGACCCUCGUUCACUUCGUGGUCACCUGGCUGGGACUCUACAUCUGUAACAAAAUGGACAUUUUCUCUCCAAAAAGCCUCCCCAUUCGCCGGAUAGUGUGGCUGGCUCUGAGCUUCUGUGGGUUCGUGGCCUUCACUAACCUUUCCCUGCAGAACAACUCAAUAGGCACGUACCAGCUGGCUAAAGCCAUGACCACACCCGUCAUCAUCCUCAUCCAGACCACCUACUACAAGAAGACCUUCUCCACCAAGAUUAAACUGACGCUGGUGCCCAUCACAUUAGGCGUGAUAUUGAAUUCCUACUUUGAUGUGAGGUUCAACCUGCUGGGGACGGUGUUCGCCACGCUGGGUGUGCUGGUGACGUCGCUUUACCAAGUGUGGGUGGGAGCUAAACAACAUGAGCUCCAGGUGAACUCCAUGCAGCUUCUGUACUAUCAGGCCCCCCUGUCCUCAGGCUUCCUGCUCUGCGUCGUUCCCGUGUUUGAGCCGCUGACUGGAGACGGAGGAAUAUUUGGACCCUGGUCUCUACCGGCUCUGGUCAGACUCAACCACACACACACACACACACACACACACACACACACACACACACGGGCGGCAGACUGGAUGGCGUGCGGAACGUUGCUGCCCCAACAGGCCGGUCGGUGUAACUGCAUCCUGGAGGAAAUCACAUAG
This is a messenger RNA of Etheostoma cragini (Arkansas darter), 1147 nucleotides long. It is a transcript of the gene slc35e3, whose product is annotated as solute carrier family 35 member E3. The record is from RefSeq and is a predicted model, not a curated record. The coding region runs from base 338 to 1147 and encodes 269 amino acids. Gene Ontology annotation, molecular function: antiporter activity; nucleotide-sugar transmembrane transporter activity. Gene Ontology annotation, cellular component: Golgi apparatus. The transcript is spliced from 7 exons. Lineage: Eukaryota; Metazoa; Chordata; Actinopteri; Perciformes; Percidae.